GAAGUAGUUGUACGUCAGAGCACGUUGUUCCUGCGCGGCACCGAAGCAUGCCUCCGCUUUCAAUGAGUGCACUUUCAGUGGAUUAAUAUUGGAAAAAUCUCCAUUAAGCAGUCGUGUACCCGGGUGGGAGUCGACGGCUUUGUGCUGGCACUUUAAAAUACGCUUCUCGUCCUAUUUGAGGGAAAUAGAUCAUUCCAUAGACAAAUAUGGCUGGAAUCCUGUUUGAGGAUAUAUUUGAUGUGAAAGACAUCGACCCAGAUGGCAAAAAGUUUGACAGAGUGUCUCGUCUACACUGUGAAAGUGAAUCUUUCAAGAUGGACUUAAUCUUGGAUGUUAACAUUCAGAUAUAUCCUGUUGAUCUUGGUGACAAAUUCAGACUUGUUAUUGCCAGCACAUUGUAUGAAGAUGGAACACCAGAUGAUGGUGAAUACAAUCCUCAGGAUGACAGGCCGUCAAGAGCAGACCAGUUUGAUUAUGUAAUGUAUGGGAAGGUUUACAAGAUCGAAGGCGAUGAAACUUCAACCGAAGCAGCCACGCGUCUUUCUGCCUACGUGUCCUAUGGAGGUCUUCUCAUGAGACUGCAGGGAGAUGCCAACAAUCUUCACGGCUUCGAGGUGGAUUCCAGAGUCUACCUUCUCAUGAAGAAGCUGGCCUUUUGAUUUCCAACUCCGCACCGACCUGCAUGUUUUUCUUGUUUCUUUUUUUUUUUUUUUUUUUUUUUUGAUCUGACUACAAUAUUUCAAGAGUCCAUGGAGUCUGCAGGCUAAACCAGUUUUUUUUUGUAUUGAUAAAAAAUAAUGCUUGUAAGGAGUGCGAAGUGUGAAUGCUGACUAUUGAGUAUGACGCAGAAAUAACUGCUGCAAUCUUCACCUGUAUUCAGUCUGUAAAUAAAGGUUUUUUUAAUGAAAUUAUUUGUUUGUCACCAUUUUCUUUUUUGAUAUGUUUACCUUUUUUUGUGUCAUAAUGAAUUGAUAAUACUUUUGUGCUUAUUGGGGAAACUUGAUUUAAAACAGUGAGUUCCAAUUCAGUCAUUCACUUCAUUUGGCACUUAUUUUCUUUUUGUCUUUCUACAGUUCAGAUGUGACCUGUUGAUUGUGUCUGCUAUGAUCCUAUUUCUGUAUUUUCAAUUAAACUGUUGUUUUGCUAAAUCUUGACAAUGGAUACUUCUUAACAUAUGUGUGAUAGAUUACUAUGAUGCUGUGUAUAUUUGUAUGUUAUUUGGCACUUUCAC
Salarias fasciatus (jewelled blenny) is the source of this 1231-nucleotide messenger RNA. RefSeq names its product RNA polymerase II, I and III subunit H (gene polr2h). Gene Ontology annotation, cellular component: RNA polymerase III complex; RNA polymerase I complex; RNA polymerase II, core complex. Bases 207 to 659 code for a protein of 150 amino acids. Gene Ontology annotation, biological process: DNA-templated transcription. The transcript is spliced from 6 exons. NCBI's taxonomy places the organism in Eukaryota, Metazoa, Chordata, Actinopteri, Blenniiformes, Blenniidae. The record is from RefSeq and is a predicted model, not a curated record.